AUGACAGCACCAGCACGCCGCGCCCUGGUCGUCUACGGCUCCGAGACAGGAAACGCCCAGGACGUUGCAGAAGAGUUGGGAAGGAUCGCCGAACGCCUGCGAUUCGACACCGAGGUCGCGGAGCUGAACGCUAUCAGUCUUAAACAACUGUUGCAAAACUCGGUCGUUCUCAUUGCAAUCUCUACUACAGGGCAAGGUGACCUUCCUGCCAACAGUCAGAGUUUCUGGAGGGCCCUCCGCAGCGCCCGACUUCGGCCUGGUUGCUUACAGCAGCUGAGGUUUGCUUCUUUUGGUCUUGGAGACACAUCGUAUCCGAAGUUCAACUGGGCUCACAGGAAACUCUACAAUCGUCUGGUCCAGCUGGGUGCGCAGCCCAUCUCCGACCGUGGAGAAUCUGAUGAACAGCAUCCCGAAGGUGUCGAUGGCUCUUUUUUACCUUGGUCGACCACACUGCGACAACGAUUGCUCGAACACUAUCCUUUGCCGGAUGGAAUUGAACCCAUUCCGGAUCAUGUACUCCUCGAACCUAAAUGGCUUCUUGAUUUUGCAGACGAUAGCAGACAGCAACCGAAAGGCAACAGCGAGACGCCCGUAUUGAACGGUGCGGAAGAAGUUCCACCAGAUGACCUCUUCGAUAUAUCGGGAGGCCUUAGCGCCAGCAUCACAUCUAAUGAUCGCCUUACACCCACAUCUCACUGGCAAGAUGUCCGCCAACUUACUCUCGACGUACCCAACUACCACCCAUACGUGCCGGGAGAUGUUCUGACUAUCUAUCCGAAGAACUUCCCCACGGACGUCAACGAAUUGCUCUCCGUCAUGAAGUGGACCUCUGUCGCCGACAUCACGCUCCGCUUCACGCCUUCUUCACCUUCAGUCCCACUGACGACCCGCCUGCCAAUACCACACAUCACGCCAACAACCCCUCUAACCCUCCGCACCCUGCUGACCAACCACCUCGACAUAAUGAGCAUCCCGCGCCGCUCCUUCUUCGCACAGCUCGCCCACUUCACAACCGACGAGUUCCAGAAAGAACGGCUCCUCGAAUUCAUGAACCCAGAAUAUAUCGAUGAGCUCUACGACUACACAACCCGCCCACGCCGCUCUAUCCUCGAAGUGCUCCAGGAAUUCGAAACCGUCAAGAUCCCAUGGCAGCGUCUCUGCAGCAUUAUCCCUGCCAUCCGCGGCCGUCAAUUUAGCAUUGCUUCCGCGCUCAAACCAACUGCAGAAGCAGAAAGGAGGACGAAGAUAGAGUUGCUGAUUGCGAUUGUAAAGUACAAAACAGUGAUCAAGAGAACCAGGCAAGGUGUGUGUACGCGGUACGUGGCAAGUUUAAGACCUGGACAGCGCAUCACGGUCACGCUGCAGAAAGGUGGUUUGGGCGUGACGAAGGCCGAGACGGAGCGGCCCGUGGUCAUGGUGGGACCAGGCACGGGUGUCGCACCCAUGCGAGCGCUGACCUACCAGCGGAAAAUUUGGCGUGAGGAGGCACAGGAAAGUACGCCUGAGAAUGGAGAGCCAAAGGACAUGCUGUUCUUCGGUUGCCGGAAUGCAGAGUCGGACUACUACUUCAAGGACGAGUGGGCCCAGCUUCAGAAGGAAGGCGUGCCGCUUGAUGUUUUUGCGGCCUUCUCAAGGGAUCAGAGACAGAAGGUAUAUGUACAAGAUCUGGUCCGCCAGCAGAGUGCGCGUAUAUACCAGGCGCUUGCGAAAAGCGAUGGCAUUGUGUAUAUAUGUGGAUCAUCGGGCAGGAUGCCCCAGGCGAUCCGCGAGGCGCUCAUCGAAGCAUUUCAGAGCCAUGGUAGCAUGGAGCGGGAAGAUGCGGAAGCGUACCUGGUGAAGAUGGAGAAGAGUGGGCGGUACAAGCAGGAGACGUGGUAA
Molecule: messenger RNA, 1878 nt
Organism: Didymosphaeria variabile
Lineage: Eukaryota; Fungi; Ascomycota; Dothideomycetes; Pleosporales; Didymosphaeriaceae
Gene: TAH18
Product: NAPDH-dependent diflavin reductase
Exons: 5
Coding region: 1-1878 (625 amino acids)
Cellular component (GO): cytosol
Molecular function (GO): NADPH-hemoprotein reductase activity; FMN binding; flavin adenine dinucleotide binding
Source: RefSeq, a predicted model, not a curated record